Molecule: messenger RNA, 1505 nt
Organism: Rosa chinensis
Lineage: Eukaryota; Viridiplantae; Streptophyta; Magnoliopsida; Rosales; Rosaceae
Exons: 11
Coding region: 108-1256 (382 amino acids)
Biological process (GO): glycerophospholipid biosynthetic process
Cellular component (GO): mitochondrion
Source: RefSeq, a predicted model, not a curated record
CUUCGCCCGCCGGUGAACCAAAACGAUUUCAUUGUUUUCCCAGAGUUUCAUAUAUUCUCGGAGAGCAGCGAGGUGACUCCCCUAAAAAAACGAAAAAAACAAAAGCAAUGAGCCUCAGAAUCGUGAGAAAGGCUUCACAAACCCAAAACCCGAAGCAACUCUCCUCCAUUUUCUUCUCCAAAAUCACACGCUCCCUCUCGCGGCUCUCCUCUCAAUCCAAACCUUCUUCUUCGUUUGGCAUUGCUUUCGACAUCGACGGCGUCGUUUCCCGUAGCGAUGUUCCCAUCGGAGGCUCCCCUCAGGCCUUCAGAAGACUAUACGACGAUUCUGGUCAUCUCAGGAUUCCGUACGUGUUCCUGACCAAUGGAGGUGGGUUUCCCGAGUCCAAAAGAGCACGCGAGUUAAGUGAGCUUUUGGGUGUCAAGGUUUCACCUGCACAGGUUUUGCAGGCUCAUACACCUUUUAAGCAAUUAGUGAGCAAAUUUGAGAAUGAGCUUAUUGUUGCCGUGGGAAAAGGAGAACCUGCUGCUGUCAUGUCCCAUUACGGGUUUAGAAAUGUGGUUUCAAUUGAUGACUAUGCCGCGUGCUUUGAAAACAUUGAUCCAUUAGCACCACAUAAGAGGUGGACAAUGAAGCAGGUUGGUAAUCCGAAUAGCGCUAUCAGAGACCUUGUUCGCACAGAAAGAGUUCAGGCGGCGUUUGUACUUAGUGAUUCUGUCGAUUGGAGCAGGGACAUUCAGGUUCUGUGUGACAUUUUAAGAACCGGUGGUCUUCCUGGUCAGGAAAUUGGACAUCAACCACAACUGUACUUUGCACAUGAUGACCUUGCAUACCAGGCUGCUUUUCCUUCUGAGCGUUUUGGACUGGGAGCUUUCAGAAUUGCACUGGAAUCCAUCUUUAACAGAAUCCACCCUCAUGCUCUGGAGUAUACAACUUUUGGGAAGCCAAAUUCAUUUGUAUUCAAGAAUGCAGAACUUGUCCUUAAGCAACUUGUGUCGUCUGUUCAUGACAAUGCUCAAGUUGCGAAUCACGAAAUUGCUGGCAGUCAUCACUUCAAAACACUGUAUAUGGUAGGAGAUAAUCCCUUAGUUGACAUCAAGGGUGCACGACAGGCUGGCCAUCCCUGGUUUUCCAUUCUGACAAGGACUGGAGUUUUCAAGGGAAAGGAAAAUCAUGACGAGUUUCCAGCUGACCUGGUUGUUGAUACUGUCGAAGAAGCUGUGGACUAUGUUUUGAAAAAGGAGUCGAUCUCUUAGAUUCCACACUUAUAUUUCUCCCCCUAGGUUUUGAUAUUUUUUGGCAGAUUUUUCUUUCGUUGCAAUAAUAUCUCAUGAGAACAUCCAAACACUAGAAUUCUUUUGCUGCAAUUUUUUUUAAAAUUGUGGAAGUUAGGUUCUUGAUUUGGGAUCAAUUCAUGGUCUCACUCAUGUUCAUAUAUAUUAUUGGAACCAAAUUGUAUUCCAUACAUGUUUGGAUAAAACGAAAAUUUUGAUUUAGGUACUGCA